AUGAAUGGAAAUAUAAAUAACGACAAUAAUAGCAGUCAAUUUAACUUGUAUAAAAACUUUAAAGAUAAUGAAUUUAUUACAAUAAUAUAUAACUCGGAGGACUCGACAACUUUAAUACCCCCAAAUAAAAUUGAACAUACCAAUAAUGGUUUGAUAUAUAAUAAAGAAGAAAGCAUAAUAGAAUUCCCAAAAGAUUUACCUGAAGGCUCAAUGCCAUGUUCACUUUUUUUAAGGAAAUUUGUUAGAUGUCAUUCGCCAAUUGGAUUUGUUCAAGGAUUGUAUAUGUAUGGUGAAAAUAGAUGUAAACAAGAAGAUGUAAAUAUUUAUAAUUGUUAUCAAAUUCAAUUCUCGUCAACAAGAGAGAAAAGAAAGGAAAAAAUGGAUGAAAUCGAAAAGAAUAGAAUCAAAACUGAAAAUGAAUUUUAUAGUGACCACAUUUGGAAAAGAAGGGUGCCACUUAAAUUCAUGUCUCAAAAUGAUAAAAAAGAAGGUAAACAAGAAAUGGAUAUUGAAAAAAGAUUCAGAAAAUAUAUAGACAAUGAAUUAUUUGGAUACACUAAAGAAUUAUACGAUUUUCUUUCAGACGAAAAAAAUUCAAAUAAAAUAGCAGAAAAAAAAAUAGAUUAA
Molecule: messenger RNA, 627 nt
Organism: Dictyostelium purpureum
Lineage: Eukaryota; Evosea; Eumycetozoa; Dictyosteliales; Dictyosteliaceae
Exons: 2
Coding region: 1-627 (208 amino acids)
Source: RefSeq, a predicted model, not a curated record